Dentiscutata erythropus is the source of this 135-nucleotide messenger RNA. NCBI's taxonomy places the organism in Eukaryota, Fungi, Glomeromycota, Glomeromycetes, Diversisporales, Gigasporaceae. The record is from the annotation of a GenBank genome assembly.
AUGUCAUGCCCUAUUUGUGCUAAAAAUUUGUUUAUAAUUAGAGGCAAAUUGGAUACUUUUAGGAAAGCUUUACCUAUAAGCCAGCAUGUUUCUAUAAUACAAAAAUUAGAGACCUAUCAGGAAUCUGAUAGUUAA